Molecule: messenger RNA, 908 nt
Organism: Gallus gallus (chicken)
Lineage: Eukaryota; Metazoa; Chordata; Aves; Galliformes; Phasianidae
Product: guanine nucleotide-binding protein G(s) subunit alpha
Exons: 4
Coding region: 12-899 (295 amino acids)
Source: RefSeq, a predicted model, not a curated record
GGGGGGUAAAAAUGGCGACGCUGCGGGGGUGGGAGCAGCAAUGGCGUCGUACCGGGUCCGUGUCCGCACCGGCACUCAGCCCGGAGCCGGAACCGCCGACUCCAUCUCCAUCACUUUGGUGGGGACCCGCGGCUGUAGCCCCAAAACCCCCCUGGAUGGGUGGGGACCCGACUUCUGCUGCGGGGGGGAGCGCGAAUACGUCGUGCAGAGCCCGCGGGCGUUGGGAGCGCUGCUGCUGCUGCGGGUCCAUAAGGAGCCCUAUGGGCGCCUCCCCCAAAGCUCGUGGUUCCUGGAGAGCGUCCGCGUGUGGCCCGUGGGGGGGGGGGGACGCGGGGGACCCCAUUGGGGACAGCGACGACCCCACUGAGGACAGCGAUGACCCCACUGAGGACAGCGACGACCCCACUGAGGACAGCGAUGACCCCAUUGGGGACAGCGACGGCGGCAGCGAUGGCGAUGAGGAGCUGGAAGAGGAGGAGGAGGAGGAGGCGGAUGGGGAUGAUGAGGAUGAUGAUGGUGGUGGUGGUGGGGAUGAAGGUGAAGGCGAUGAUGGGGACGUGAAGGACGGCGGUGUCACCAACUCGGAAACCGCUGACCCCGACGACGACCCCUGCGACCCCGAUGACCCCGACGACCCCUGCGACCCCGACGACCCCUGCGACCCCGACGAGGGCCUGGAGGAUCUGGAGGCGCUGUAUGGCGGCGCCGACGCUGACGAUGGCGGGGGGGCCGCAGCUCCGUGCCCCCCCUAUUCCUUCCCCUGCUACCGCUGGCUGCAGGGCUUCGGCACCUGGGAGCUGCCCGAGGGCACAGCCAGGACCCCGGCUCAGGAGCGGCACCCACUGCUGCAGCGGCACCGGCGCCGAGUGCUGGCACAGCAGCAGCGCAGAUACAAGUGAGUGGGGGGC